AUGUCUUUUAUGUGUGGCAAUGCUCUCCUAUUCACUACAGCUAUCAAUGACAACAAUGCAGCAUUCCUUGAUGGAUCUACUGCUGCUUGUGUUGAAUUUGCAACUAUACCACUUGAUUUGACGCUCUGGCAUUGCAGAUUGGCUCACCACCAUCAUGGUGAUGUCAAGAGACUGAUACAGAGAGAUCUGGUUACUGGGCUUACACUGGAUUUCAAGGCUGUUCCUGAUCCUGUCUGUGAACCGUGCUUGUCUGGCAAGUCACCCCCUAGCUGCCAUGGAAUGUAUAAGGCAAGACUUUGGACCCAGUUUAGAAGACAACUAGUAAAAAUUGAUAUUCUGUUUAACACUCUUCUACAAGUAGACAAGCCACCUGCUGCUGUUCUACUUAGUCAUAUUACUCUAGGAUAUUAUAAAAAAGGAUAUACUUAA
Serpula lacrymans var. lacrymans S7.9 is the source of this 429-nucleotide messenger RNA. RefSeq lists its product as uncharacterized. The coding region runs from base 1 to 429 and encodes 142 amino acids. The transcript has a single exon. Lineage: Eukaryota; Fungi; Basidiomycota; Agaricomycetes; Boletales; Serpulaceae. The record is from RefSeq and is a predicted model, not a curated record.